Messenger RNA from Miniopterus natalensis, 693 nucleotides. The record is from RefSeq and is a predicted model, not a curated record. Lineage: Eukaryota; Metazoa; Chordata; Mammalia; Chiroptera; Miniopteridae.
AUGGCCUCUUUGCAGGAAAAGCCCCGGGAAGAGGGCAUCUGGCCCAUCUGCCAGGAGAGCCUGACGGAGGCUGUGAGCACAGACUGUGGCCGCCUGUUCUGCAGAGCGCGCCUGGCCCAGCGCGUGGAGAAGGCCUCGGCCUCUGGCGUCUUCGGCUGCCCCCUCUGCCGGAAGCCCUGCUCCGAGGGGGUCCUGGGGGAGGGCCACAUCUGCCACAGCCACCAGAAGGUGUCCUGGUUCUGUGAGGAGAGCAGGCUGCUUCUGUGUGUGGAGUGCCUGGUGUCCCCUGAACAUGAGUCUCACCGCGAGCUGGCCAUUGAAGACGCCAUCCGUCACUACAAGCCCUGCUCCGAGGGGGUCCUGGGGGAGGGCCACAUCUGCCACAGCCACCAGAAGGUGUCCUGGUUCUGUGAGGAGAGCAGGCUGCUUCUGUGUGUGGAGUGCCUGGUGUCCCCUGAACAUGAGUCUCACCGCGAGCUGGCCAUUGAAGACGCCAUCCGUCACUACAAGGACGCCAGUGAGUUGCUGACGGGUGCUUACCCCUGCGGGCCGCUGCCCGCUCCCCCCCGCGCCUUCCCACCACGCGACCCGGGAGGGCGCAGCGGGGGACGCGAGGUCUUCUUUGUUUCCAGGAGUGCGCCACAAGAGUUAGAGGCUCUCUACCCCAAGUUUCAGAAGAGAGUCGACAAGUGA